This is a messenger RNA of Colletotrichum destructivum, 1436 nucleotides long. RefSeq lists its product as uncharacterized. The transcript has 2 exons. Bases 440 to 1168 code for a protein of 242 amino acids. NCBI's taxonomy places the organism in Eukaryota, Fungi, Ascomycota, Sordariomycetes, Glomerellales, Glomerellaceae. The record is from RefSeq and is a predicted model, not a curated record. Gene Ontology annotation, cellular component: plasma membrane; growing cell tip; cell division site.
UCCAUUCCACCCGUCCCCCCUCAAAAAAGCCACAAAAGUACACGACUGUACCUGACUGGGCCACGCUGAUGACGUCGCAGUCGUUGGGCUGCCUCGGGACCCUUGACUUACACGGCAAUCUUGGCCCUGGGACUGCGGGUGGCCUGCGCCCAGCGUCGUACUGUCACAGGCGAUACAGCACAUCAUGCAAAUUCCUGUUUCUUGGCCUAGCUCAGGGUUUGUGGGACGGCGGUGCUUAUAUGCGGAUGGCUUCUCCCUCCCUUUGACAAACAUGGUCAUCACUUCAGUAUCGCAUCGCCACUUGCUUCGUGCAACCUAGCUCUACACGAACCAUACAUACACCACACACACACACACACACACACACACACACACACACACACACACACACACACACACACACACACACAUCCAGCAUUUCGGCAGAAAAUUCAUCAACAUGGCUGUGACCGGCUUCAUUCACCACUUUGGUACCUUUUUGCUCCUCGCGGCAACGGUGCUCCUCGUUGUCACCAGCAUCUCCGCCCCGGUGGUGCACAACAUCUCCCUCUUGACCGUGAAGCUGGGCGACUCUUCGGCUGGCGAUGAGAUCGCGUUCGGCACCUUUGGGUGGUGUGUCCGUGGCGGUUCUGCAGAUGGCUCCGAUCAAUGCAGCCGCUCUAGAAUCGGCUACUCGCCCGCCGACAUCGUUGCCGAGGCCGAUGCCGCGCAGUACUCUGGAUGGUCCUCCGACGCCGCCGAGGGCCUGACCCGCGUCAUGAUCCUCCACCCCAUCGGCGCCGGCGUCUCCUUCAUCGCCUUCAUCCUCUCCAUCGGCGCCGGCAUGUUCGGCUCGCUGCUGGCCGCCCUCGUCUCCGGCACCGCCUUCCUCAUCACCGUCGUUGCCCUCAUCUGCGACUGGGUCAUGCUCGCCUACAUCCGCCGUAACGUCAACCGCGACGAUAACGGCGACAAUGGCAGCUACGCCCACUACGACGUCGCCCUCUGGACCCUCUUGGCCGCCGCCAUCUGCCUGCUGCUCGGCACUGUCAUCGUCUUCUUCACCUGCUGCAGCGGCCGCAUGCACAAGCGCCGCCAGCAGCGGGCCAAGGUCGACCACUACUCGCCCCCCGCCACGCACACUCCUUACCGCCGUCGUCACUUCUGGCAGCGCCGAACCCGCUACUGAGCUCGCCAGCGGACGAGUUCGCGCAGGCAUGUAAUAGCCGCUUGGCCUCGUGAUUUGAGAUUUUAAUGCGUUGACGAGAAUGACGCCUUUGAAUUCAGUGUGGGCGUAACGCGGGAUGGGAUUUGGGAGUUGGUAGCGAUGGAUACGGAUGAAAUUGUGUAUAACACACACAAACACACACACAUGAUACCACACAUGAUACCACACCCGCAACGACAGGGUAUGCGUUUUUCUUGUAUACUAUAAAAUUAUAUCUAAUGACUAUUCC